AUGUACCACAGCCAACUCGCCAUGGGCGCCGAAAUGGCCGACGCUGACGGUUGGCAGCUGCCCCUGCACUAUGGGCAUCCUUCGCGAGAGGAUGAAUGGCUCCGUGAAACAGUGGGUGUGUCCGACGUGAGCCCCAUAGGGAAAGUGCGGGUUGUGGGACACGCAGCCAGCCGAGCUGUGGCCACUCUGGUGCCCCCGGCUAUAGAGCAGAGUGUUGGCGCGGUGGUCGAGGCAGACUCCACUCUGGAGCGCGGUGGGAAGCUGCUCUCCGUCAGGCUGGCUCACGACGAGUUCCUCGUCCUGACCCCGGCCGGUGUGGCACCGUCGGCCGUGGACGCGAUGGUUCUCAACGACCCGGCUUGCUCCCACGUUCUCGACGUAACAUCAGGCCUUUGCGGGGUGGCCAUCGUUGGUCCUUCCACGCAGGAACUGAUGAGCCGCAUCACCGAAAUCGACACAUCCUCCCGCGCCCAUCCUGAUCUUGCCUGUGUCCAGUCGCGCUUCGCCGACGUCCAGGGCCUGCUUUUGCGCCGCGACGUCAACGGCGUUCCCAUGUACCAGCUAUACGCCGGCCGCGAGUUCGGCGAAUACCUGUGGGAGGUCCUCGUCGAAACCGCUCAGGAGGUCGGCGGUGGCGCCGUCGGCACCCAAGCGUUGUUGGGAUUGAGGGGAUCGGGUCAGGAGCAAAGCGUCUAG
Molecule: messenger RNA, 696 nt
Organism: Geodia barretti
Lineage: Eukaryota; Metazoa; Porifera; Demospongiae; Tetractinellida; Geodiidae
Source: the annotation of a GenBank genome assembly